Messenger RNA from Ostrea edulis (European flat oyster), 6299 nucleotides. RefSeq names its product dnaJ homolog subfamily C member 25 homolog. The record is from RefSeq and is a predicted model, not a curated record. Bases 54 to 1088 code for a protein of 344 amino acids. Gene Ontology annotation, biological process: protein folding. Gene Ontology annotation, cellular component: endoplasmic reticulum membrane. The transcript has 12 exons. NCBI's taxonomy places the organism in Eukaryota, Metazoa, Mollusca, Bivalvia, Ostreida, Ostreidae.
GAUAUUUUUCGUUUCGUCCAUUAGUACAAAUUAAAUGUAAAUAAAACGACAACAUGGCACACAUAUGUGAAAGUAAAAUGAUAAUUUUUCUUCUGUUGCUGGUUUCUCCCUCAUAUGGAUUUCUAGAUGGGUUAUACUGUGGUUUGGAAAACUGUUAUGAAAUUUUGGGUGUCACACGAGAUGCUUCAAAAGGAGAGAUCACCAAAGGUUACAGGCGACUUGCAAGGAAAUGGCAUCCAGAUAUGGCUGCCAAGUCAUCAGAGGAAAAGAAGAAAGAACACACGGAGAUGUUUCAGAAAAUUGCUAAUGCAUAUGAGAUUUUAAAGGAUGAUGAACAAAGAACAGAUUACAACUACAUGUUAGAUAAUCCAGAUGAACACUUGGCUAACUACUACAGAUAUUACAGACGAUAUGCUCCAAAAGUGGACAUCAGAAUAGUUAUAGCUGUGUCCCUAACGAUUAUAUCUGUCAUUCAGUACUGGGGUUCUUGGAACAAUUAUCAGACAGCUAUUAAUUACCUUUGUAAAGAACCCAAGUAUAGAAUCCAGGCUAUUGGUAUAGCCAAGGCAGAAGGGCUCAUCAGUGGAAAGAAGGAUCGCAAAGACAAGCGAACCAAGGAGGAAAUAAGGAAUGAUGAGGAGGAAAUAAUAAAAAAAGUGAUUGAAGAGAAAAUGGAUAUCAGAGGAGGCUAUAGCAAGCCCAAUAUUAAGGAUGUAUUGUGGAUUCAGCUGAUCCUGAGUCCUUACUACCUAGUCCAGUACAUGAUAUGGUGGUGUCGCUGGGUGUGGAAAUUCUGGAUUUGUCGGGAGGAAUACGGAGAGGAGGAAAAGUUAUAUCUGAUCAGGAAAUACUUGAAAGCCAGUAGGUCCCAGUGGGAGGCCAGCCCUGUUCUGUUCCCAUUAGCAAAGGAGGAUGAUAUAGACGAGUAUAUGAGGAAACAAUUAUGGAUAAAAACAAAAUUUGAUACAUGGAAGACAGAAAGGGAGGAAGAAAUGAAAGCUAAACUAGCAGAGAGUGCCAGAUACAAGAGUUUUAGACGUUACAUGAAGAAAGGUGGACCAGGUCAAAUGACCUUUGGACCUGAAUAAACAAAGAGUGUGUCAUAGUCAGAGUAUCAGGGAGCCAGCUAAUUGAGGCAGUGGUUGCUUUGUGAUAUAUGUAGCUAAUCUAUUUACAGAUUAUACAGAUUUAAUUCUUUGGGAAUCGUUCUUAAUUAGUGUUAUCCUGUAUUUUUAAAUUUUGUGCUUGAAGUCACCAGAGUACCAGAUCAUGUUAAGAACUAUCUUCCAAAUAUUUUAAAAGAAUCUCUAAGGAAAUUUAAUGAAGGUUGUUGAUGUUUUCAUGUGUGUAAAUUCAACAUAGCCCAAGUUUUCAAUUGAGUAUGAAAAUUUAAAUAAGUUGAAAAACAUAUCAAUUUUUGCAUAGUACAGUCAAUACCAUCUGCAAUAUCACAUCACAAAAGUUGCCAUUCUUAGCUCACCUAAAUCAAAGGUUCUGUUUGAAGUUUGUCUGUCUUCUACCUCUGUCUGUUCACACUUUUCACAUUUUCAUUGUCUACUCAUUAAAGAUACAUUCCUAGUGAUCAAACAUGGUGCACAUGCUCUGUCCAUGGGUGGGGAGAUGAGAAUUCCAACAAAGCAGGCCACUGUUGAUUCUAAUUACCCAAAACGUGUCUGACUUCGACAGAAGAGCUGCAAGCUUAGUUUCUCAAAUUCGUCACAAGAAUUAAUCUUGCAAUCCGUGGAAGCAACUUAAACUCAAAAUUUAAAUUAAUGGAUAUAAAACCAUUCGUAAAUACAAAACUUUUCAACACCAAUAUGCCUUUCUUAACUGUAGAUUUGAAAAGUCAGAUCUGAAGAAGAUGUGAAGUUUUAUUAUUACACGAGAUACUGCAGCAAGUGGAAUACUGUAAACGUACCUUAUUACAUGCGGUACUUAUUUCCGCUAUGUCCAUGGUCGUGUAAAAUCCACGGAUUUUUAUACUAGCGUACUUAAAGGAUGUAAGCUAUUUUCAUGUAAGCCAUAUGCAACACAGCGGAAUUUCGUACCCACAGACCAAACCAAAAAUGAUAAUCCGCGAAAUUAUGAAUAAAUUCGUCAACAGUAAUAUCAUUAAACAUUAGAAAUCUCUAAACUACAAGCUAAUUAUAUAAUACGUGCAACUUUGGUGAGUGUUGUGGCCAUAGUCGUCUUGACAUAUGAACAAACCUAAGGUAUGUUUUGUGUAAACGAUGAGUGCAGAUGUGUUCGGAGUAAACAAUGAGUGUAAUUAUGUGUGUAGACAUACGUUAUGUGUUACGUCAGAGAUUUAAAAAAUUGUGCCAAUUAAGAGUAUGUUUCCUAACCAUACACAUAUUUAGAGGAUUUUUUGUUUUGUUUUAUAUAUCUGUACAUUAUUUGUAACAUGUGCUUCCUGAACGAUUCUCUUACAAUAUAAUUAGAAAGAAGUGUACAAAAAUACAAUGUAUUGUUUGACCAAAGUUGAAAAUGAAUUUUGCAUAGCACUUGUACAUUGGCUUUAAUAACCUUUAGAUAAUACAAGGGCUUCAUUACAUUGGACUGUAUAUUUUCAUUUGCAGGGAAAAUGCUAGAAUUAUCUGUAUACAAUUUGUUACACAUGCAGUAGAACAGUGUAUCAUCUUUGUGUGUGUGUGGGGGGGGGGGGGGGGGGGGGACUAGUGUUUCAAAGAGGAUGAAAUACUAAAGAUAUAGUGCUACUUUAAUUUAAUUAAUAACUGAGCAGUAUAGUUACAAAAGCUGAGACAAUUCCCCUCCUCUCUUCCCCUUUUCUGAUUUCUGCUUGUUAGGAAAAUGUUAUGGGUGUGCAUCCACCUUUUUGUGUGUAGCUAUACCACACAAGAAAGUACGAUUCCAAAAAUAACCAAAAAAAAAAAAGACAAAAAAUUGUUGAGUUAUAUUUUUAUGAUAAUCAUUGUGCAAUACAUGUACAUGUCUAUUAACUCUUUCUUUCAGGUAUGAUUUUUUUUUAUCUGUGCACAUUGUAUAAUAAGUGUACAAUAUAUGAUUUCUGAUACUUUUGUAUUGAAGAACAUUGUAUGUAUGGAUUUCAGAGGUGGAAGGGCUAUUUUCAAUCACAUUUUCACAAACUAUUUUAUCUUAUUCUUUGUAUCCAUUAAAGAAUUGUUAGACACCAAUUUUUAGCUCACCUGAUCAAAAUUUUAUUCAUCAUCUGUUGUUCCAUCGUAUAUAAACUUUUCACAAUUCUGACUUCUUCUCCAGAACCACGUGGUCUUUUUAACAAAACUUGACACAGAUUAUCCUCGUAUAGGAGGAGAUCAAAGGGGAGAUAAUUAGGAAAUAGUUAAUUUAAAGUAAGGUUUUUAAAAAUGGUGUCUUUUUAAAGAACCACUCGGCUAGAAAAGCUAAAAUUGCAUGAAAUCUUUCUUAUACAUGUAUUUGGUUAUAGUUUGCUUUCACAUGAAAAUGAGAGUAAUUUUGAAAAUGAUAUGGAGACAUACCAAUGAAUUUUUUAAAAAAAAACCCAGAUAGAUAUACAUGUAUAAACUUAAAUUUUUGGAUUUAAGUAAACUUUUGAUCUCUCUAACGUUUUAUAAAGAUCCCCUGAAGUUGAGUUAUUAAGAGUCACAUGUAUUUUCAUACAGUAAUGUAGUAUUAAGUUUGUUCAAACUAUGACCAGCAGGGUCUAAAAUGGGAAUUUGUUUUGUAGAGGAAUAUAUAGGAAAAUGUAUGAAAAUCUUUUGCCACAGGUCUAAAAUUUCUCAAAUUGAUAUGCAAGUAAUACUAUCCACAUAGAGGGUUAAGUUUGUUAACACCAUGGCCUUGGAGUGGCAGUACAAUUGCAUCUAUAAGCGAUGUGACAAAGUCGAUGGUUGCAGCCUUUAGCUUUUUAGAAAUGUAUGUAAACAUUUGUGUAUUGUGGAGUAUGGGCAUUUUUUAAAUAGUACUUUUUAAACUCUGUUUUGCAAGUAUAUUACUCAAUGACACCUAUUAAUUGUUAAUGUGUUCUGUUUCAUUACUUGUGAGUGAAAUUUAUAAUCAAUAGGAUUUUGUCAGAGUUUUUAAAAAUAGUCUUAUGAACUCAGCUACCGGUACAUGUAGCUUAUGGAAAAAAUAGAAGAUGUAAUAUGACAUAUCAUUUGUUGAACCUUUGUAUUCUAGUACUUAUAGUCAUACGCAACAUCUCUGCCAUUUGUUUCCAAAACUGUUUUUCACCUCCUCAAUAUGAAGUUCUUGUAUGGUUUCCAAAAUAGGUUUACUGUUUAUAUUGUAUUGAUAUUGCUGUAAUUUGUUUAUUGGUUUGUAUAUUGGACUGUUUUCAAAUUUGGUCAGUGGUUAGUUCACCUAUUUAGAAAUUCAAGGGUCCCAGGUUGAAUCUCAAAUCGAUCCAAAUAUUUUUCUUCCCUACUUUGUUACCAAUAGAAUCCUUCAUUAGUACGAGUGUGGUAUUGGGAAAUUCCACCAAGGGGACAAGAUUUGCGGUCUAGGGCGAGGCUUUGCCGAGUCCUAGACAGCAAAUCUUGUUCAAGAGGUGGAAUUUCCCUAUCCCACAUGAGUAAAUAAUGAAGGAUUAUUUUUCUCAUAUUUUAUCCACAGUUUUGUGAAUAAAUUCAAGAGCUUCGAGAAAAUUCAAAAUGAUCAAAAUUCUCAUUUGAACUUCAGUGCAAAAACUAAUUGUAGAUAUCCAGAAAGAGCAUACCCAAAAAUGGUUUACACUGUAAAUUUUACACUGUAAAUUUAAACUAAAAGGUUGUCCACUGGGUAGGUAUAUCAAAUUGAAAUAUAAAGAAAACAAUCCAAAAUAUUUUACUUCACUGUGUAAUGUAAUUCAUAGAAAAUAUAUGACGUCACAAUCAAAUGACAGACGUCGCAGCAGUGUGAGACAGAAAAAUCUCACAUGGGUAAAGUCAAUCCCACAUUGGUGAUAAUGUGAGAAAGUAAUGUCCAUAUAAUACAACCUUCUGUAAUAUGUAGAAGUUAAAGUUACAUUUUUACUUGCCACAACCAUGCAGGAACUAUAAAAAUAUGCUAACUCAAAAACAAACCUGGUAAUUAUACCCCAAAGUUUUUUUUUUGUAGAAACAAGAUGGGAUGCAAGUGAAUUGUAUCUGAAAUGUCAUGAAAAAUUAUGUUAUUGAGAAAAGUUGCGUAUGACCUUAACACUGAAUGGAAGCCUUGCAUUGCUGUAAUAUUUGGUCUAAUGAUAGGAUACAGCCACGAAAAUAACCACACAAUAUCAUGGUAUAAACCAGAAUUCAUUGAUGGUUACAUUGAUGUAUUUAACUGCCACUGCGAAACUUGUUUAGUGUUAUUUAUUAAUAUAUUAUUGGGGAGAUCUUUAUAUUUGCAAGGUUGUCUUAACAUGAAAGACAAGGUUCAAAUAAUUCUUAUUUUUAUAUAAUGAUAUAGAUAUAGUGAUAUGAAGCAAUGGAACGUUGAUGGAUAUUAUGUUUCACUGAUAAAUUUGACAAAAAAAGAUCCCCGAAAUAUUGAGAAUGAUUUAGCUGAUGGGAUAGAAUUGAUUAAUUAUCGAGUGGAAGUGUCCGCCCCUUCCCCAGCCAAAAAAAAAAAAAAAAUAUUCUAAAGUAAUGUAUAGGUCAGAUAUUGUUCUGCUAUGAAGUUUUGAAUAUCAAUGUUAUGUUAUAUAUGAUCAGAUGAUAUAGUGAGAAGUUAUUUAUGCUUUAUAUUUGUUAGACUGGGAGAAAUGUGUUCGUUUUUGUAUAUUACUGCACUAUCAAGUAGAACUGUGUUCAGUUAUUGCACAAAAUACAAUUGUUUCUUUCUAAAUGAGAAGAUGUGGCUUGGUAUGGUUUAUAGUAGCAGUGAAUGUUCUUCAUGUUGAUGAUAUCAUGUGCAUUUACUGAUGAAUUUUAAAUGGAGUUGGUGAGGUAUAUCUUUCUAUAAAAUAGUAUAAAUGUAUGUUUUCAAUUUUCCUCUUAUUUUUUCAUCUGGUUAUGUGGUUGCAAUCAUUAAUUUAUUAUUUUUCUUUAUCUAUUCUCAUAUUUGUCAGUCUGGAUGAGUUGAUACAUAGCUCUAAUGUUGGAAAAUUUAACACCUUUCCCCUCAAAGUGAACAUAAUGGGCAAUAAAGGAAAGUGUGAAAAAUGGAUAUACCACUGAGAAAAUUUAUUUGGAAGUUUGGUGAAAAAAUGAAGGAAAAUUUUUUAAUGUAAAUUGAGAAAGUAUAGAUUUGAAAUAUGUCAUUUUGAUCUCUCUACUUUAUAUAUGAAAAUGUAAAAUAUUGAAUGGAAAAUUUGUGCUAGAUAGAAUGUAAGUACUAAAAAUGUGAUUAAAUGAAAUAAAGUUUCAUUUUAUGUUGUU